CCGAAUCCUUUCCUCGACCCCUUCCACCCCUCGAUUGACUAACAAAUCCGAUCCUUGUUGUCAAACUCCCGAUUCUUUCCUCAACAACAGAUUCAUCACGACCUAAUCCCCAACUCCUAUCGAUGGGCGGCGCCGCCGACAACGCCCGCAAUCGAGGCCGGCUGGCCUCGAUUCUGCUCGCCCGGAAAGCACGCUUCACCGACGCCACCAACGGCACCACGGCCACUGCCAAAUCCAAAGAUGGCUACACCAUGGCGCUCUCCUUCUGGGUGGCCGACCCGCCGCAGCUCUCCCUCUUCUCCGUCCACUGCUCCAAUCCCCCUGGUUCGCGAUACGCCAUCGACCCCAGUUUCGUACAUCCGCCACGCGUGGUCGGCGCGGACGGCCCUUUCGUCCUCCUCCGCGCCGGCUUCUACGCCGCCGCCGGCACCCGCGAGUAUUUCCUCUACAAGGCCGCCACCGGUGACGCCUCCCCGUCGCUCGACCGGAUUCCUUCUCCCGGCGAGUCGCGUUAUGAUCGUGGCGAUGAUCUGCGCGGGGUCAGGGAGUUUGGCAUCCUCGGCCACGGGGGCGGCGGGCACUAUCUCGUGGCCGCUCUCCGUGACGCACCGUCGUCCUCGUCCGACGACUACCAGCUUCGAAUCUACUCGUCCGAGAGAAAAUCAUGGAGCACCAGGACGCUGCAGAAUCCAUGCCCUGGGGUCGACAGGGUUGUACCCGACAAGGUGAUCACGCUUGGACAAGGUGGCUUGCUAGGCUGGGUCGACCUGUCGCACGGCAUCCUGGCGUGCGACUUGCUUCGUCUUCAAGAUCCCGAUCCCGAUCCCACUGCUGCUGCUGCUGGUGGUGGUGUAAGCUUCUUCAUCCCGUUGCCUCAGCCGUUGCCUGGAAACAGGUACAAACAGAAACAUCCCAUCCCCCCCGCCAAAAAGAUGAAGAUGCACCCUCUAGCGGAGGAACCAACCCCCUCAGCAAGCUGGUUUCGGGACAUCACAUGCGUCAACGGCGUGCUCACCUUCAUCGAGAUGGAGAAUCCUGCUCCUCCUGAAAACGAGGAUAACACCGUCUCCGAUUCAGACUUGAUCACGUGGCUUAAGCGCAAGGCCGUGGAUAGCAACUCCAAGCUGCAGCUGUCCUCCUUUAGGGAUGACUGGAGGGCUGUGACGUGGACUCGCAAAGUUUCGCCGCCAUCGUCGUCACCGGCGGCUAACUGUUGGCGCCAGACACGCGUUGCUCAUGUUGCUGACGUAAAGGGGAGUGAACAGCUGGUGACAUUCAGGGACCUCUACUCAGCGUUCCCCGUCCUGAGCCCUGCUGACGAUGGUAACGAUAUCCUCUAUCUCAAAUCUCACGCGGAACCUGCUCAUCAGGAUGGAUGGGUGGCUGCUCUUGACUUAGAAAACAAGGCACUCAACGCAAUUGCACAGUAUUAUCUUCCGGAUUUUUGGUACUUCAACCAUAAGUUUGACCCUCACCAUCCUUUCCGUGCAUGUACAUUGCCUAGACAUAUGGAUAUUACUCCAGGCAUUCAAGUCUCAGCGUUUCGCAAUACCACAAAGGCCAGCAGCUCCGCAGAUCAGCCAAGCGACACCUCGGAUAGUGGUUCGAAAGAACCAAGCUCUCCACGGAGCCAAUUCCAAAGGGUAUUUGAACUGGCUGAGAAAUUAAGGCGUGAAAAAAAUCCACCUGAGAGUAUUAUACAGAAUGAUCAUAUUUCUUCCCAGGUCCAUCCUGUUGCAAACAAUCUGCCACCGCAGAAAUUCUUCAACAAGCCAGAUGGCCCUGGGUAUGCAUCGUUGGCCCUUGUACAUGGUUGUCACAACUACCAGCCACUGUGGCCACCAUCAAAACAACAAUCGACAUCUAGCAGUCCAUUUGGACCUCAUGAGGCACCUUCAUCACGCAUCAACAGUUUCAAUGGAGGCAGCUACCAUGGGUAUUAUUCACAACAACUUUCUGCCCCUAACUCAUUUGCCUAUGGCGCAUACACAGGCUAUGGCAACAUCCAACAGCAGUGGCAACAGCUUACCCCUACUCUGGAGCAGCCUAUUGGUGCAUCUUGGCAACAUCCACCUCCUCCGGUGCAGCGUCAGCCAACACCUCAUGAGAAUCCCACAUCAUCUGCCACCACAUUCAGAGGUGGAGUAGAAGCGCUUGCUCGUAGCGAAGCGAGGGCUCCAAGUCCAUGGCAAUGUUGUUGCGCUCGCAGCUUGAGAUGUACUUGCUCCAAAUGAUCAUCAUCGAUUGGAAGGGUGAGUAGACGGUGCUCAAUGACAUAAAUCUGCACUGAUCUUUACAAUGAUGUCUCAAUUUCAAUUAAAUUUUGCUGUAUGUUAUCCAUGACGUAACUUGAGACUGGAAGCUCCAAAAAAAAUUUACAGCACAAGGGGGAUGGUCGCUAGUGGUAUGCCACGCCAACAUUAUUUAAUGUGGUCUAUAUGGUCGUCUCCCUAGCUUAUAUGAGUAUAAACACCAAGCACAAACAUGUCUGUUGCUUCGCUGUCCGUUUAUGACAUUUCAGAAGUUGUAGACUCAAGGAAACAUAUCUCCAUUGUGAGUAGUGCUCUAUUCUGCAGCUCUGAAUUUUCUGAUAUGGUGAGAGCUGACGUUGUGAUUCUUUGAUAUAUUCAAGAAACAAUUGGCAUCUACAAGAUAAAACUGAAGGGAGAUAGUAGCUUGAUGCAGUUGAAGCUUUGCCAAGCUGUUUCGUGCCAUUCAUUUUUUUUCUUCCUGUGCACUGUAAACAAAAAUAAAAUAGUGUGAUGAAUGUUGUUCAGUUGCUUCAGAUGGUAUUUAAUAUUUUGCAGAAGGGACAAAGGUGUACAUAGUUAACAAUAUUGGUUAUUUUGCAAAUAGCAGAUGUGAGGCAGAAGUAGUAUUCCUACUCACACGCACUCCUUUAAACCUCCAAUUUCCUCUUUGUGAUUCAACAUACUAGAAAUGCCCUCGGAGCAAAUCAGAAACAAAUAUGCGGAUAGUGGAUCC
Messenger RNA from Lolium perenne, 2985 nucleotides. RefSeq lists its product as uncharacterized. NCBI's taxonomy places the organism in Eukaryota, Viridiplantae, Streptophyta, Magnoliopsida, Poales, Poaceae. The record is from RefSeq and is a predicted model, not a curated record.